This is a messenger RNA of Aureococcus anophagefferens, 1095 nucleotides long. RefSeq lists its product as hypothetical. The transcript has a single exon. Gene Ontology annotation, molecular function: protein binding. Lineage: Eukaryota; Pelagophyceae; Pelagomonadales; Pelagomonadaceae. Bases 25 to 1080 code for a protein of 351 amino acids. The record is from RefSeq and is a predicted model, not a curated record.
CGUCGCAAGGACGCGCACCGAGUCAUGUCGUGGCAGGAGAAGAAGUUGGAGUAUGAGACUCGCAUGGCCCGAGCGAGGGGCAAAAAACUCGACACUCUCAAGACCUGCACGAUCUGCGGCGCCGACAAAGCGAAGGCGUGCAAAGGGUGCGGCACGACGGCCUACUGUUCGACGGACUGCCAACGCAUCGAUUGGCGCGAUCGGGGCCACCGGAAGGUCUGCAAGAAGAUCCAGGCCGCGGAGGCGGCGCGGGCGGAAGCGCCGACGCCGUCGCCGUCGCCGCCGCGGGACGUGUUCUACGGCCCCGCGCCGCGGUCGCACGCCGACGAGGUCCGCGCGCGCAUCGCGGCGGAGCACGAGGCGGCCCGCGUGCGACGCGAGGCGAACCCGGAGCGGGAGCCGACGUCGGCACGGCUCGGGUCGCGGUGCCCGAUCUGCCUCGAGGACUGGGACGUCAAUUCUCCGGGCGUGUUUCGCAUCUGUUGCUGCCGGAUGGUCUGCCUAACCUGCGAGCACAAGAUCGAAACCGCGUGUCCCCUCUGUCGUGUACCGCGCGCGAAGGACAUUGCGGAAGAACUCGCGCGUCUUCGCCGCCAUGUGGAGAACGAGGUGCCGGAAGCGAUUACGUGUUUGGGAAGUGUGUACAAACGCGGUUGGUUGGGCCUCGUGAAAUCCGAAAAGAAAGCAGCGAAGAUUUACCGGCGCGCCGUGGAGCUCGGGAAUGUGCGGGCGAUGGUAUUUCUUGGGGAGUUUUACGAGCAUGGAAGUGGCGUCAAGCUGGACAAGAAGAAGGCGGAGCGGCUGUAUCGCGCGGCCGCAGAUCGGGGCGACGCGUGCGGGCAAUCCAGAUUAGGGUUUUUACUUGAUUCUGAGGAGAAAUUUGAAGAGGCGGUCCGGUACUACGCGCUCUCGGCGAAUCAAGGCUAUACCUAUGCGGAGAAUAGCCUUGGCUGCUGUUACAUGGACGGAGCAGGCACGGAAGUCGACCUCGGCAAAGCCAGGUACUGGUUCGAGCGCGCCGCUGCCAAGGGCCACGAGAAUGCUAUACAGAACCUCGCGCGCCUCGACGCGCGAGUAUAGCCUAAGUCUUCAUGC